Molecule: messenger RNA, 4816 nt
Organism: Gryllus bimaculatus (two-spotted cricket)
Lineage: Eukaryota; Metazoa; Arthropoda; Insecta; Orthoptera; Gryllidae
Source: the annotation of a GenBank genome assembly
AUGGACUGGGGGUGCGAGGUGUACAAAUUGAAUAGCAAUCUCUAUGUGGCUUUAGAUUUCAGAAUGGAGUACUGUCCCCCAAAUUCCACAUUUGGAGAGAUAUGGUUGAAUCAUGGAACAUCAGUUUGUUUCAUGGAUACGGUAGCUCCAAGCGUGGUUGCAGCAUAUCUGUUAAUAUUUGCUGCUAUAGAAAUUCGAAUGUACAAGAAAUAUGGAACACCUGUUGGAGAAAGUUUACCCAAACCUUUUUUAUAUAAAUUGCAAGUGUUUUUGACCUUUAUGUUGCCCUGCUUGGCAGCAUUACGUUUUAUUUUACAAGCAGCUGUAUUCAAUCAUGGAGUUGUGUAUGGAUAUAUGAUCGUAUCACUUGGAUGUAUAUUGACUGUAUAUCCUCUUUCAUAUUGGUUGAUAUACCUGGAACGUAAUUAUCUUUUGCCCUCUGUACCACCCCAAGGCCAUGGAGUUAUUUUACUUAUUUUCUGGGCAUUGCAACUUAUUGCUGAAUGCUCAGCAUUUUUUAAUUUGCAUCAAGAAAGCUGGUGGUUUAACUUAAGUAGUUUUGCAGAUAAAGUUGAAUUGGGAAUAUUUAUUGUGCGAUUUGCAUCGUGUGUAUUCAUCUUCAUAUUGGGCAUGAAAGCCCCAGGUAUAAUGCCUGUUGAACAUUUCUCAUCUCCAAUGGACAAUGGCCCAUUGUUGGCUGGGCCAAGUAGGCAGGAAACCUCUGUUAAUCAAGGUUCAACAUUCAGAAAUUUUUUCUCAAAAAUGAGGACCUUGGUACCCUACAUGUGGCCAAAGAGAGAUCUCAAAUUGCAAUGUUAUGUUUUAAUAUGUAUUGCUUUACUUCUGGGAGGACGAGUAAUUAAUCUCUACGUACCUUUGUACAGUAAACUUAUUGUUGAUAGUAUGACUGGCUCAGACUUGAAAUUCAGAUGGGAUCUGCUCUUGCUGUAUGUUUUCUUCAAGUUUCUGCAAGGAGGGGGAACUGGAGGAAUGGGUCUUUUGAAUAAUCUGCGCUCUUUUCUCUGGAUAGGUGUUCAGCAGUACACAACACGUGAAAUUGAGCUUGAAUUAUUCAGCCAUUUACAUGGAUUGAGUUUACAGUGGCAUUUAAGCCGUAAAACGGGUGAAGUGCUUCGAAUUAUGGAUCGAGGAACUGAUAGCAUCUUCAAUUUAUUCAAUUAUAUGCUAUUCAGCAUUGCACCUACAGUGGUGGAUAUAUUAGUUGCAAUUAUAUAUUUUGUGUCAGCUUUUAAUGCAUGGUUUGGAAUCAUUGUUUUCUUGACAAUGGGAUUGUACAUGGUGAUAACAAUGCUGGUUACGGAAUGGAGAACAAAAUUCCAAAGAAGUAUGAAUUUGGCUGAUAAUGCCCAGAAAGCUCGCAGUGUUGACUCCUUGCUGAAUUUUGAAACUGUUAAGUACUAUGGUGCUGAGUCUUAUGAAAUUGAUUGUUUCAGAGAAGCCAUCUUAAAAUUUCAGACUGAAGAAUGGAAGUCAAAUAUAACCUUGAAUAUAUUAAAUUCAUUACAAAACUUUAUAGUUUGUGGAGGACUCCUUGGAGGAUCAAUGCUUUGUGUGCACAUGGUAGUUAAUCAUGAAGGAUUGACUGUUGGUGAUUAUGUUUUAUUUGCGUCAUACAUAAUUCAACUUUAUGUUCCUCUAAAUUGGUUUGGGACCUAUUACAGGCUGAUACAAAAAAAUUUUGUUGAUAUGGAAAACAUGUUGGAACUCCUCAAGGAGAAACAGGAAGUGCAUGAUAUACCAGGUGCAAAGGCUCUUGAAGUUAAAGGUGCUACUGUUGAAUUCCGUAAUGUCAGUUUCAGUUACCUUCCAGAAAAACCAGUCCUCAAAAACGUUUCAUUUAUAGUUCCUGCUGGUCACACCGUUGCAUUAGUUGGUCCCUCAGGAAGUGGCAAAAGCACUAUAAUAAGGCUUCUAUUUAGGUUUUAUGAUAUUAAUGAAGGGACAAUUAUGAUUGAUGAUCAAGAUAUUAGUCAAGUCACUCAAGAGUCCCUGAGAAGUGCAAUUGGUGUGGUUCCUCAAGAUACAGUGCUUUUUAAUAACACAAUUAGGUUCAAUAUCAGAUAUGGGCGCAUUAAUGCCUUUGAUCAUGAAAUUAUUUCAGCAGCCCAGUAUGCCGAUAUUCAUGAUAAAAUUUUAAAUUUUCCAGAUGGUUAUGAAACACAGGUUGGAGAAAGAGGAUUAAAACUCAGUGGGGGUGAAAAGCAAAGAGUUGCAAUUGCUCGUACUUUGUUGAAAGCUCCAUCAAUUGUUCUUCUUGAUGAAGCUACCAGUGCCCUUGACACUGAGACUGAGCGCAAUAUUCAAGAUGCUUUAAGCAGAGUGUGUGCUCAUAGAACAACAGUAGUGGUGGCACAUCGUCUGUCUACCAUUAUUAAUUGUGAUGAAAUUUUAGUAUUAAAAGAUGGAGAAAUUGUAGAACGUGGAACCCAUAGUAGUUUACUAAAUCUUGGAGGUGUGUACAACAGAAUGUGGAAUCAACAAAUUGAAAAUGAAGAGGAAUCCAAUGAAUCAGAGAAAGGAAAUUUGCUUCCUGAAAAGCCCUGAAUUUUCAUUUGUGAAAUUCAUCUUAAUCUCAUCUUAUAUUAGGCAGGAUUCUGCUUUUGAUCAUAGGUUUUGAUUGUUCAUCGUCUACUUGUGUUCUGUACAUCAUUGGUUUCCGGUUCCGGAAAUGUGCAAGCCUGAGUGAGUAGACAAAUCAUAUGAAUGAACAAAAGAGUGUGUAAAGAAGACAGUUUAAUUGUUGUUUUUCAUUGUUGUUUUUUAAGAGAACAAACUAAAUGUGAUAUUAUCAAAUGGUAUUAAUCAUUUAAAUAUGAUUAAUAAAAUAAUAAAUAUGAUAUUAAUUUACAGAAAAAAUAUAAUAUAAAUGUAUCAUCAUUUACUCUUUCUUCAUUGUCUCACUAUUUUUUUGAAACUUCAUGUGUAUUACAUCAUCGAAAUUUUUAUAACAUAAUAAAUAAAAAUUAUAAAAUCAAAAAGAUACUUACAUGAAUGGUAAAUUAUAGUUUUCACAAAAAAUUAUGAUAGUAUUGAGACUCACUUGAAUUCAAUUAAAGAUUAAAAGUUAAAUAAUUUGUUUCCUUCAGAUGUGCAUAGCCAAGAAAUUUGGGCUCCACUGUCGUACAUUCUUGAAAACGAUACAUUCAUUUUAAUUUGUCAUAAUAUUUUACGCCUUAAUAUUUGUAUCCAAUUGAGGUAGAAAGGAAAAGGCUGUGUGUAUUAUACAUAAAAAUACAAUCAAAUUUUAUUAUAUUUUAUUAAUGUAAUAUUGGUACUCAAGUUUUUAAUACAUAGAUAAAAUGUGUGUUUGAAAUUAUUGUUACAUCAUUCCUUACAAAGUACAUAAAAUACCCAAAGAAUACCCAAUAAUACCCAAAAGAAUGUUUAUAAAUUAGUAUGAAAACUACAAUCAAAUGUUAUGUGUAAAUUAUUUAUAAGUGGAAGUACGUUUAAAAAAAAAAUUAAAAGAAAAAUUCCAUAUUGAAAUAGCUAAUGUUAUAAACUACAUCAAUAAAAAUGUGUCACCAGGCUGAAAAAUGUAUGCUUGAUAAUCCUGAAAACAGAAAAGAACAUAAAACUUAAAAGAACUGAGAAUAGGUUUAUCUUUAUAUAAAGUAGAUACACCAAGAUAUCAUAUGGAAGAAGUGAGACCAGACAUAUCUGAAAGAUUAAAGUAAAUAUACAUCCAUUGUCAAGAUGUCAGCGAGACCAUUCACACAAAAUGUAUUACUUAUAGCCUUUCCUCAUACAAAAUCAAUGCAUUGUUCUAGAAAAGUCAGAUGUCCUUCUGCUGUUUUCUUGCCCUUUCUGUUUUUAUGAAUGUAAAAGUUUACUUCUUAAAACUUUGGUGUUUUGUCUAUUUGUUCUGCACAAAAAUAAAAAUUUUAUAUAUUCAAUAGCAAACUAACAAACUAUAACUCAAUAAAAUACCCCUUAAAUAUUUCUAGUUCUUUUCCAUCCUUGUGGUAAUUUGAAGAAAUCUUCAAUGAUUUUAUAUUGAAUUUUUAUAGUUUGACCGAAUGAAAUCCUUGAAAGCAUAAUAUCGUGUAGAAGCUGAAAAGAAAAUAUAAUAAUGGAAAUAAUACAUUACCAUUGGCAUGAUUUAGUUCACAGCUGAAUCCUCCUUGCUCUUUGAAAUGGUUGCAUUGCUCUUUCAAUAAAUUGAGCAUUGAAUUUGGAGAGGUGAUGUCAUGCUUCUUCUUUUACCUUGAUGUUACUCAUAUUUAGUGUUUAUUUUCUGUGGAUUCUAGUACUAUGGCUCAUUUGGAGAAUUAAUAUCCUCCCCUCCCCUGUAAUGUUAUUUGCAUUAAUGGAGACUUAUACUAUUUAUCUGAUAUGCAGGUCAGGGAGUGUAAUUCUACUAUAUAAUAUAUUCUACCCCAAAUUUGGUAAAUGAAUGAAUAUGGAAAAGGUAUUUUGCUUAAUUAGUAAUUUAAGUUUUAAAUAUAUAGAAUGGUGUUUUGACUUCAUUGAAAAAAAUUAUCAUGAUCAUGAAUCCUCCAUGUACUUGUUGAAACACCAUUUGUCCCUAAACCUCGACACUUGAAGCUUGUAUUUAUAUCUUGACAAUGAUAUUGUACAUGAAAUUUAAAAUUUGAAAUAGAUUUCUCUUUAGGUCAUAAUUUGCUGCAAUGGGAAACAAUUCAAGGUGGUUGUUUUUUUUUAUUAUUAUUAAAUGUAACAACAGCAGAAACAUUGCGAAUUACUUAAAAUAUUUGUAGUUUUAUGUAUAAAUUUUAUGUCAUCUACAUUUUGUUGUUUUUUUUCUCUUGAUUAGGUUAAAAAUAUAUUUUGU